AUGCACCCGCAACGACACAAGAGCCGGAGUCGCUACACGGGCGGCCCCGUGUCGAGGGCCCUCUUUGACAGCAACGCUGUGGAGCUCUCAACAGACAACAGCCAAAAUGGUUCUCGACCUGUCACCCGGAGCGAGAGCCGAGACGAUGGCAGUGCCCGCUGGAACCCCCAUGGAGGGGCUGACGCAUACGGGAAGGGUCACGCCGAGAGAGGCGCUGGUACCGAUGUGAGUCCGCCACCGCGGCUGCCUUUCACCUUCGCCUUGGGCGGCUUCGACACCGGUGUUAGGCCGCAGGGCAGUUACGCGGCGCGCGUGUACGAGGAGUCCGACGCCAACGAGGAUGACGAGGACACAGAUGAGGGCGGUGAUGACUGUGAGCGGGCAAGUGGCGAGGAGUACUAUACAGAGGAGGAUGACGACAACGAGGAGCUGGGCGAGUACAGUUCAGCUGAGAAUGGCGCGGCUGCAUCAGGGGUGUUCUCUAAAGGUGCUUGUGUGCGGGACUUAGACGUUGAAGCGAGAACGGCUGCACCGACUGCUGGUGCAGAGCCCGCUGAGAGAUUUGGCUUUCACACUGGGAAGCAGUCUGAGCACAGUGUGCCCGGGGAGCGCAGUAUUGGCGCUGCGAUGUAUGCUGCCGCUACGUCCUCAUCUGCCACAAAGGUUGCACCGGCAGUGGCAAGUGCGUUCCGGCGUGCGACGCCGGUGGCUCGCGCUGCCUACAGUGUGGGGUACGACCACACUGUUGGCGAGUCGCCUGCGGAUUCGCUCCGUGCAUCACCACUGCGUGAUGUUGGUGCCUCUGUAUCGGCGGCAGCCACGAGAGAGACUGGCUUAUCUGAGCGAGCCUCGCCAAAGCUUACCACCACACAUAUCCUCGGCAAUGCAAAACGGGGCGGUCCUGACAUGACGGUGGCGACGCAGUCGUUCGGGUACAGCAUGGAAGACGCUAAUCCAGCGCCGUCCGCUGACGCUCGAUUCAUGCCAGCUGUGUCGGUUGCGCAUUCUGCAGCCGGCAGUAGAGCGGCCUAUAACCGAAAUUCGAACAGCUGCAGUGCCUUCACUUCCGUCGCACAGGCCUCCGAGUUCCCGCCAGCCCAUGGAACGACAAGCAGCCCGAAAGAGUCCAUGCAGAGAGCUCCCGAUCGCCAGCACUCAUCGACGACAUCGUCGCCGCUCUCGCCCCAGCGCCCCACAGUCGGGGCGAGGGAUGACGUGCAUGCCCACAGGUGUGGUGACUACGCUCCGUCAACGGGCUUCCAUAACACAUUCGCAUCACCGGUGUUGGCGCUGGACGGGGGCGCCAAUGCACGGAGCAGCAGCGACAAGCCUUGCCACCGCGGCGCGGAGGGGGCAGAGCUGCCUGCGCCGACGGAGCCGACGAUGGGGACUAUCGCCGUCAACGCUGUACCUUCGGCGACGAUGGGCAGCGCACUUGUCAUUCCAGGAGAGCUGAAUCCGCUGUGUUCCUCUGGUUGCCGCCGGUCCGCGGAGAACUUGCGGGCGAACCGGAGAGCCUCUGCAACCGCGGCGGAUGUCGCAAAGUCUGCCUGCGAGCAGGAGAGCCAUGGGCGGCCGCCUUCUAACAUGGCAGCAUCAACGGUGCUGGAAAGCGUACCCCCGGCGUUGGCCCCUCUCCCAACGAGGCAGCGUCCCUUGGAGCUGGUCCGUAGCCGAGAGACGGCGGAAGAAGCGACCGAAGCAGGAGGCAACUCCGCUGCUGCAGAGCGCAUAGAAAGACAGAGCACGGCCGCGAGGUCCGAUGCACCGCCAGGGCGUGCGCCGACCAUGGCCCUCAGCAUCUCUGUCACGAACGUGUUCAACUACUCGGAGACAGAAAGGAUAUGGCUUUCAUGGGACUCGUCGAGUACACUCCCAGCAUGCUCGACUCAGAGGUCGACGUCUGUGAUUGGUCGCAAGGUAGCACCAGCGUCUGUAGGCGCCUUGGGCAAAGUGUUGCCGCCUCCGUCUGCUUCUGCCGUCAAGGUGUCGCUCUACUGUCGUCCGUUGCUGGUCCAAGUGCCGAACCCCUCGCUGCACGCAUCUAUUCUCUGUACCGCUGGCAACAACGCUCUAGCGAGAGUGACUCUCGUCUUGCUCUACUAUGCGCCGCGUCUCCUGGUGACGAGUCUGCUACGGGCGCUUAUCCGCUCCGCUGUGGUGCUCUUUGUACUGACUGCUGGACUGGUCGCGAUGGAUGCUGCAUGGAGCCAGUGGCCGAUCCUGCGUGUCUACGCAGCAGCCAUUCAAGGCAACGCUACGAUAAUGAUUCUCUCGGCCCACGAAUGGCUCGCCUCCCUGGGCGUUGCCAGAGAAUGA
Messenger RNA from Leishmania mexicana MHOM/GT/2001/U1103, 2319 nucleotides. RefSeq lists its product as hypothetical. The transcript has a single exon. The coding region runs from base 1 to 2319 and encodes 772 amino acids. The record is from RefSeq and is a predicted model, not a curated record. NCBI's taxonomy places the organism in Eukaryota, Euglenozoa, Kinetoplastea, Trypanosomatida, Trypanosomatidae.